AUGGAAGCCCUUCUGUCACAAUUCACCUUGUUCUCAGACCAUGCUCUGCAAGACAAGAGCUUUGAUCCAUCCACAAUUGAGGACCUCAUGAAGCUGUUUGAGAUCGAGUCAUACAAGGCAUGGGCAGCUGCAGAACUUGAGCAACAGAAAGAGGUUGAAGAGGCUGAGGUUUCCAUGCAGGAAGUUGAGGACUACCUUGAUUCUGUCAUGGAAAGUGCCAUGGACGAGUUCCGGCGCUUCGAAGAGGAGCUUGAGAGCAUGUCAAAGGCUGAAAUGGAGAGCCUAGUUAACACUGCUGAGAGUGCAAGAAAAACGGGAAAUUUGAUGGAGAAAGCUGCCACCAUUGCUUCCAAGAAGUAUAUUGAGGCUGCACUCAAUUCAGCCACUGCUUCCAUGAAAUCUGCUUGGAAGGGACUCUCUUCCGGCAAGGUUCAUCCUUCGUAA
Messenger RNA from Arachis stenosperma, 444 nucleotides. RefSeq lists its product as uncharacterized. The coding region runs from base 1 to 444 and encodes 147 amino acids. NCBI's taxonomy places the organism in Eukaryota, Viridiplantae, Streptophyta, Magnoliopsida, Fabales, Fabaceae. The record is from RefSeq and is a predicted model, not a curated record. The transcript has a single exon.